Molecule: messenger RNA, 2784 nt
Organism: Anisakis simplex (herring worm)
Lineage: Eukaryota; Metazoa; Nematoda; Chromadorea; Rhabditida; Anisakidae
Source: the annotation of a GenBank genome assembly
AUGGAUGACCAACAAGAGCCGAUAUUGAACGGGCGAGCAAUAUGUGAGUUUAAAGUGGUGGAAUUGAAAGAGGAAUUAGGCAAACGUGGGCUAUCAAAAAUUGGUACCAAAAUUGUUCUAUAUGAACGUUUGAAAGAGCAUUUAAUCAGCACUAUUGCUGCAUCAAAGCAAGCCGAACAAGAGUCAGCAGCUGCGGUCAAAUCAACUUCGGAUGAAAGUGGAUCGUCAACAGCGAAUCCGUUUGUUGCUGAAUAUUUGGCCAAACAGCAGGUGGCUCUUAUGGCUGCUAGGAAAGAUGCUGAAGAGGCUCGUCGAGCUGUAUCAGCGCCAGACGAUCAAACGAAUUCACCGCAACAUAAGGCCGUUACUGUGUCGAAGCGAAGUGAUUCCGAAAAGCAGUCUGGAACACCGGAUAAAAAAAUAACGCGACGAUCACCACGCUUGGGGAGUCCUCAGAAAGAUCGUGAUAAGACAGUGUCGGUUGAAGAACAAAAUGGAAAAGAGUUUCGUGAGGUCGGUGAAAGAACUGCUGAUGAAAACAUUACAAACGAAACAUCGAAACGUGCAACUGCAAAGAAGGAGUCUCUAAAGGAUGAAGACAUCAGUGAGGGUGCUGAACAGGUGAAUGAAAAAAAUAGCAAUGCAGAUAUUAGAAAUGACGAUGACGCAAAAGAUGAAUUAUCAGCAGAUGCAGAUGUUAAAGUGGAAAUUUCGAAAGAAGAUACCACAAAAAGUGAAAAAAGAAAUGGCAACAGGGAUAUUAAAAACUCAGAAGAAGCUGACGAAGGAGAACGGUCUUCAAAGAAUUUGUAUCCUGACAACACUAAGGCGUCUGUCUCGCCUUCCAAACAUUCACCACAUGCUGAUGAAGAUGUUGAUUUACCCAAGGACCAUAAUGAAAAAGUAAGUGUCAGUUCGACGAUUUUUUUGGAUAGUACAUGUGAAGAUAUCGACGAUAAAAAAGUGAAUGUCAUCUCCGAGGAUGUGGUGGAUAGUUCGUGCGAUGCUAGCAAAGAAACGCAUUCAAUCAGUUCAGAUACGGCAACACCACCAACAACAGAGCCUAAAAUUGGUGUUAAAGAAACGGAGGCGACGAUGGAGCAUUCAAAGUCAGAGAACCUCUCUGAAGAAGGUAUCAUUGUGUCAGAGGAAACAACUCAGGAAGACGAUGUUGAUUCGUUAUCUCUCAACAUGAUUGAUCAGCAACAACAGCAUUCCGACUCGAUGAGAAAACAAGAUGAGGAAUGUAGAAAGGACGCAGUCAAGAAGCGUGCUGAAGGAGCUAGUGAACGUCGUUGGAAAGGAUCAAAUGAAGAAUUAUUGGAAAAUAAUAAAGAGAGAGUUGUGACAGUUGAUGUACGUACGAGCAGCAAAAAUAAGUCUUCGGACGAACGUCAUUUUCAGUUAAGUGAUAUGCAACCGCACGAAACAACUUCGAUCCAUUCCGAUACUUCAGUAUCGCUUUCGGACACAAGACGACGCAUCUCUGUCGCAGAUUCAGAAGAGUCAGAUAAUAAUAAUAAUAACGAAGAUGAUGAUAUGAAAGAAAAAACCGAAGAGUUGGAUUAUGAGGAAGUACCGCAACAAGCUUCAAUGAGUUCAUCAUUGGAAAAGAAAGAUGAAAUUUUGUGCAGUAAAGUAGAAGUGGCAGAAACGUCGACGAGGAGAAUAUCUUCAUCCAAUGAAGUAAUUCAUGGAUCAGAUGAUGAAAAGAAUGUAACGAUUGAUGGUUUCGUACGUCAGCGAAGUGUUUCACCGGCAAGAUAUCCUGUUAAUCAGGUACUGAUGAUAAGACAGUUAACACGACCAUUUACCUCCAAGCAGUUGCAACAAAUGCUUGCCACUUAUGGAACGAUCGUCGAGAAUGGUUUUUGGAUUGAUAAUAUCAAAUCAACAUGCAUUGUUAAGUAUUCAACGAUAGAAGAAGCGAUCGUGGCUCGAGGUCGUUUGCACAACGUCGUAUGGCCAAUUCACAGUCCAAAGGCACUCAAAGUUGAUUAUUCAGAUGAUGAAGGGUUAGCGAAACACAUUGCAUCAGAUGCAACAAAUGCAUCUACUGCGUCAGCAGUUACACCAAAAGCCAAGCGUUCGUUUGGUGGUGUUCCUUCAUCUGAGAAUGUUAUGGCGACCAGCACUUUACGUAUCUCGGUGUCAGUCAAUGAUGAACAACGAUCUGUGCAGCCUUCAGCAACGCGUUCUUCUCGUACGGGUCAUCACAAGCACAAUGAUAAUGCCUCAAAAACGAACGAGAAUGCGAGUGAUCGUAAGAAGCCACAUUCCAAAUCGCCACCUGGUCGUAGUGAUGCGCCUAGCGAGAAGCGAAGUCGUCAAGAGCGUCGUGAUCUACACAGUGGUGAACGUAAACAUCGCAGUUCACCAGAGGCGAAACAGCCUAUCCAAGAUGCUGAAAAAAGUGUGAAAACGGCAGAUGAACUCUUCAAAAAGACAGUCACACAGCCAUCAAUUUAUUACGUAGCGUUGACAGAUGAGCAGAUAAUAGAACGUACAAAACGGAAACAGGGAGUGGAAACAUGCGAGAUGUUGUCUGAAAAGAAGAGUGCCGAUGGAGCUGUGUCAAAAAUGUCAUCGAGUUCGAAAAAGGAAGAUGUUGGUGACAAGGGCAAAAAGAGAUUGAAGACGAACCUCUCUUCGGAAAAACAUCAUCACGCCGCAGCGGUCAUCACCAUCAACUCACAAUCCGAAAUGUCUGCGUCAUCUCGUCAUCAUACGUCCAAUCGUCAUCGUGACCGAUCUCCGUCCUCAACACAACGUCAUCAUCAUUGA